Messenger RNA from Sesamum indicum (sesame), 968 nucleotides. RefSeq names its product CASP-like protein 5C1. The record is from RefSeq and is a predicted model, not a curated record. Lineage: Eukaryota; Viridiplantae; Streptophyta; Magnoliopsida; Lamiales; Pedaliaceae. Gene Ontology annotation, cellular component: membrane.
CACCAACUGAUUUCCUGCGUAACCAAUCUCCACCGUUUCCUCUUCCUUUCCACAAACUAUAACUUUCCAUUCCACUGCACAGCCCCGACCCCGAGUAAGAAACCAAAUUCCCUUCAAAUCCCGGAAGAAAAUUUACUCCGGUUUUCCUUUACUUUCUCUGUUUGUUCGCCCUUUUCAUCUUUGGAUGAGAAACGUGGCAUGGGCUGGGGAGAGAAUUAAAUGGCUAUGAAGAAGCUGUGUGAUCACCACGAUAGAUAUACAAGAAUUGCAUCUGCAGAAGAAAUUGACGGAAGGAGAGAGCCUUAUGUGCGGAUGAUAUGGAAGAAUUGCCAGGAGCGCUUGGGACGAGUGGAAGCUUGGCUUUGAGAUUGGGACAGGCUAUAUUUGCUGUUGGUUCGUUGCUUUUCAUGUGUUUGGAUGUUGAAUUCUACAGUUACACUGCCUUCUGCUUCUUGGUAACAAUUAUGGGAUUGGUAAUCCCAUGGAGCUUAACUCUGGCUGUGGUGGAUGUGUUCUCGGUUUUCAUUAGACGUCCAUCUCGUCAACGUGGAAUACUUUCAAUUGUCGUCCUCGGAGACUGGGUCCUCUCGUUUCUGUCGCUAGCUGCAUCUUGCUCAACGGCUAGCGUGAGCAGUCUUUUGCUUGCUUCUGAAGGCUUCUGCAUCGGAAAGUUAUGCACCAGAUACCAACUCUCUGCUGCUAUGGCCUUCUUGUCGUGGUUUCUGUCCUUAUCCUCCUCCCUCUUCAAUCUGUGGCUCCUUCCUUCUGUGUAGUCCAUCUAUGUACAAAUCCUGCGAUUAUGCAUAUGUAGAAAUUAAAUGGGAAAUCCCAAUAAGAUUUUGCUGCUUAGACAAUACAAUUGUAGUAUUGUUCGUUGUAGUCUUGCAAGUGUACAUAUAUAAGGAGUUGAUUCCACUCAAAUUUGUAUGUAAUAAGCGAGGCCAUGAUGGUCAUCAUACUUGGCAAAA